AAAACUUGUAAACAACCAAAAUGGCCGUCGAAUGAUUUACAAAUACAAAAUCAUGAAAAUGGAUUUUGUAUCGACUUUCGUGUUAAUAAGUACCCUGUGUAUAUCAGUUUCCAAAGGUUCACUGCAGGCAGUGUACUUACCGUCAACAUGUUCCUCGCCUCAGGCAUCCUCUUUCACAACUAGCAUGAGGGUACAGUCGAGCACUGCUCUGACGUACAGUAACGACGUCAACUGCGUCAUCACCGUCACAGCGCCCUCUGGACACAAAGUUCUAGCCAUACCUAGGAGAUUUGAACUCGAAGAGCAAAGAUCUGGAGCAUGCGUGGACUAUCUAAAUUUUUACGAUGGCACUUCUACUGGUUCUGCAAAGAUAAAUACGCAGCCUUAUUGUGACAGAGCUGGACCGCAUAAUGUCAGCUCUUCCUCUACGGCAAUGACCUUGGAAUUUGUCACCGACAGUAGUGCGCGGUACAGGGGAUUCGAUAUUAUAUUUGCAGCCAUCAAAAAUGCACCAUGUGCCACAGAUUAUUUCGGUUGUAGUAAUGGACUCUGUGUAGACAGAACCUUGCGAUGUGACAGUUUUAAUCAGUGUGGGGACGAAUCGGACGAAAAUGCUUGCACAGCGGAGGAGCUUGGUAUUGUUGACGAUAAUUCAGCUCUGAUUUAUGGACUAGCAUUUGGCCUGGGUUUUCUUGUUAUACUAAGUAUCCUUAUUGGAGUUUUAGUUUACAGACAUUAUAAAUGGAAACGUUUUUUGAGAGAACCUAUACCUAAGGACCAUUAUCAAAGCUCUUCUAGUAACUAUCCUGUCACCAAGAAAUAUUACAAACGAGCUUACCAGAAUUAUGCAUACAAAAGCGUAGACUCACGACUUCCUUCGCGCAUGUCCAAUGACUUUGAAACGGAUGACGACCUUGACGUGGGGUCAAGGCCUGUUUCGUCAACUUCAUCCUCCAAACAGCAUAACCUUACAGUUCCUGGACCAAACCACGGAAAAGUGAACUUAAAGACAAAAACGGGAGCUAGCAAUUGUUAGCUAAAAUUGUAUUUUAUCUUAAGAUAUUCUUACAAUAAUGUUGGGCUUUUGUCUUAAAACACCUUGUAUGAUAAAAGCGGUAUAUUUGUAUAUUUUUGCUCAUGUUAAGGUGACAAUUUCGUGUAAAAUAUUAGACAAAUUAAUAUUUCAUUAAGGCAUAAAAGUUUGUUUCCAUGUGUCAUGAAUAGUGCAAUAUAACACGAGUUAUGGAACGUAGCCUUUCAUUUAUUCUACACCCAGUUCAAUUUGUCAUUAUUCUAAUCCUAUUGAGAGCUCUCUAUACACUGCACUAAAGGAUUCUGGUUUUGUGGUAUUUUUAUGCAGAUUGAAUAAUCUCCCUUUUGAUCUACAAUACAAUAAAUUGUAAUGUACAGUGUAUUACUUAGUUUGUGAUCAAAUGAAGCAUUCAUAACAUUUUAAUAAGCCAAGUUGAAUAGAUUGAACUCUUUAUUUGCAGGUACAUGUAAUUUGCCCAUUUAAAGUAAACAAAAUUGUAGUGAUUUCUGUUCAUUAAUACUUUAUUGUCUUUGAACAUUUUUCCAGGGGGUUAAUGCAAAGUACCCUAUAUUGAAAAUGUAAAAGAUGUACUCAAUAUUUACACACUAUAAUUUACUCAAGGUCCAAAAAAAACUUUUCCUUAAGUGUAUAGAGAGUCGUUAACAACUGUGCAAUGCAAGCAAAUAUUUAAUGAAUAAAAUUCUUUGUUUUUCUGUAAAUUACAAAUCAUUUUUCGCUGGCGAAAAUUAUUAUAUUAAUAUAUAUUAAUCAUUUAAUAAAGUGAAAAAAAACGUUU
Messenger RNA from Saccostrea echinata, 1829 nucleotides. RefSeq names its product neuropilin and tolloid-like protein 1. NCBI's taxonomy places the organism in Eukaryota, Metazoa, Mollusca, Bivalvia, Ostreida, Ostreidae. Gene Ontology annotation, molecular function: protein binding. The record is from RefSeq and is a predicted model, not a curated record. Bases 32 to 1036 code for a protein of 334 amino acids. The transcript is spliced from 5 exons.